GUUAGAAUUGCGAUGCAGCAGGACAAAGCAAAUUUCAGCCGGGAGCAGAUCACUGCCGCCAGAGGCGCUGGCCCAGCUCGAUUCGCCUAUCUGCUCCGCGCUAUCACGCGACAGGGUCGUAAAUUCAAGCCGCCUGCCCUCCUCCCUGUUUUGCGCCACGAGGGCACCGAGCACAUUGGAGCCGAGGCAAUCACUAAGACUCUUGGUGCCUCUUAUGCCGCGGCCGAAAGGGCCACUCCAGUCACUCCAGGUGACUUUGUGAGCUCAAGCAACGAUGUGCGUUCUCUUAGUGACUGCCUGGAUGUUGCUGCAUCGCCCUCGGUUGUCGAUCUCCUCCGUGGAUUUCUCGACUUGAAGAAAGGGCGUGCGCCUGGUCUUUCCCAGAUCCCUGCAGAAGUGUUUGCGGCAAACCCGAUUGCAGCGGCACUGGCAUACGCCCCGGUCAUUCUCAAGCUGAUCGCCCGGGGCAUAGGGCCUCUACAGUGGAGUGGGGGGCUUGCACACUCCAUACCCAAAGGAACGAAAGAUCCUUCCAGUGUGCAGGGAUGGAGGGCGAUUCUAUUGUUAGAGUCGGACGCAAAAGCCUUCCAGAAGGCCUGGAGACCCUAUCUCCUUCAGGCCUUGGAUCCAGUGCGCUCCGUUGGUCAGCAUGGCGGCAUUCCUCGCCACACGCUGGAGCAGCCCUCGGCAUUGGUGAGAGCGCACUUUCACGGGCUUUCGGCGGCCAAUCAGUCUGGUGGCGCACUCUUUGUAGAUUGUGCGGCAGCCUACUAUUCGGUGGUGCGCGAUUUCUACCUGGCGGGUCCUUACCACAACUGGACCGAUGAUGAGCUACAACAACGUGCAAAGCUCUUUUUUGCGGAUACGCAAUCGCAAGCGGCCUUCCUCAAAGACAUGCGAGACGGCCUUUGGCUUGAGUCGCUGCAAUUGCCAUCGGCCCUGCACCGUAUUGUCCUUGCGCAAUUCCAUCGGACUUGGUAUGUUGAUGGACGCCCAGGCACUACACUUUACCUCACACAAACCGGGACCGCCCCCGGAUCACCGGUGGCAGACGCUCUGUUUGCUUUCCUCUUCAGUCGCUUUCUGCACGGUAUGGAGGAGUUUCUACGGGGACAUCUUGCGUCUCCACAUAUUCAGGUGCAACAGGCCGAGGCUGCGGAGGCGCCAGCAUGGGCGGACGACGUUGUGAUUUUAUUCACAGCCCGCUCUGUAUCGGAGGUCGAAGGUCUUUUGGGUGAAAUAGGCCGCCAGGUCAUCAAGCACCUCCGUCGUCUUGGGCUGUCCGCCAAUUUGGGUCCGGGCAAAACAGAAGCGGUAGUGGCACUGCGGGGACACGGUUCCCGGGAUGUUCGGCGCAGACUCCUCGGCGCUGACUGUCCGGCCCUCAGUCUGACCACAGAGACUGAGGAGUUUCCAAAACUCCGCCUGGUGCCAGGCUACACACAUUUGGGGACUUUCCUCAAUGCGGAGUUGUCUGAGAUGGCCAACCUGAAGCGACGUGCCGGCUUGCUUGCGUCCACUUUUAAGCCCAUCCGCAACCGCCUGCUCAAUAACCCUUUUCUUCUUCCUACAGAAAAGCGGGAGCUGCUGCUGGGGAGGGUAAUCCCGUGCUUCCUGCAUGGCUCCGGAUUGUGGCGUCUUUCAACGAAACACGAGCAUGAGGUGGCUGUCGGGCCACUCUACUCGGCUUUUCGCCAGUGCAUCCGCCCUAUCACUGGCAGUAGCUCUGCCAAAAUGACACAGGCUGAAGUGCUAGCAGCCCUUGACGUACCUUCACCUGAAGAACUGUUGGAUGUGCACCGUGUCAGGGCCCUUUUCCAGGUUCUCAGGGCAGACAUGAGGCGGGUCUGCGCAGGGACUCCAGUCGCUGCUCUGGUGGCAGACGCCGAAGAUGCCGACUUGUCACUGCUGUCUGUGCGGCUGCAGGAUCAGGUCAACUGGGACGAUGUUCGCCUUCGCCAGCAGCAGGGCGAGGCCCUGGCCGUGCUGUCCAGCUGUGGCCCUGGACUAGCGCACACCUGCCAUCUCUGCAAUAUGGCAUAUGCCACACAUCGCCGCCUCUCCGUGCACCUCGCCAAAUGCCACGGCAUUGCGGGCAAAGGCCCGCAGCCAUGGUGGGCAUCGCUCCGACCGAUUUGA
Molecule: messenger RNA, 2139 nt
Organism: Symbiodinium necroappetens
Lineage: Eukaryota; Dinophyceae; Suessiales; Symbiodiniaceae
Source: the annotation of a GenBank genome assembly